Messenger RNA from Racocetra fulgida, 627 nucleotides. The record is from the annotation of a GenBank genome assembly. NCBI's taxonomy places the organism in Eukaryota, Fungi, Glomeromycota, Glomeromycetes, Diversisporales, Gigasporaceae.
AUGAGUUCUUCCAAGGAUAAAGAACAAACCGUAAAACAAAGUAAAGAAGCCUUUGCUUAUAAAUUUUGGCAAGAAUUUCAGGAAGAGCGAGGAGGAUCAACAGAAAAAAGUGUGUCAGUUGAAUCAAACAAAAUCGUAAACAGUGACUUGGAAGUUGUCACUUCAAAUAAUGAAAUUGUUCCUACUAUCACUUCACUUAAUCAAAACUUCCAAACAGUAACUCUAGAUAAUAAACAAAAUUGCUAUGUCAGUGUAAAGUCAUAUUUAACAAAUCUAGAAAAGUCUGAAGAAAAAGUAAUGGAUUUUCAAAUUUCGAAUUUAGACCAUUGUAUUGUGAACCUUGUAAGUUCUAAUGUAGUUAUAGGUGCGAUGCAUAUUAAAGGAUUGAGGGAUACUGUUAUAUUGGCAGGUCCUGCGGCUAAGUUAGAUCAAAAAAAUAACAAAUAUGAUAAGGUUGAAGACUUUAAUUGGUUAAAACAACAGGCAUCUCCUAAUUGGCGAACUGUUUCAGAAAACAAAAUACUUAAGAAUUGGCCGUUUCUUCAUGCGGAUAAUUCAGAUGAUACUACAGAAGAAACUGUUUCAACUGUGUUGAAUGAGAUUUUGGAGUCUCAAUUAAUUCCUUGA